Molecule: messenger RNA, 2084 nt
Organism: Aegilops tauschii subsp. strangulata
Lineage: Eukaryota; Viridiplantae; Streptophyta; Magnoliopsida; Poales; Poaceae
Source: RefSeq, a predicted model, not a curated record
GUAUCAGCUCUAGGCAGGUCUCCCGCUCCGCAGCGCCGCUGCCGAGCCACCCGGCCGGCGCGCAGGCGCGCACGCACGCGGUUUGACCCGGCCGCCGGGCGCCCGGCCGAUAAAAGGCCCCGCGCGGCAGCUCCCUCCCACCCGGUUGCCACGCACACACUUCGCCACAGCAGCAACAAGCUAGACACACAACGUACCUGCGUACGUACGCUUUCCUUCUCCUUGCUUGCUCCGGCCGGCCGGCCACGUAGAAUAGAUACCUGGCCAGGUAGGUACCUCGUUGGCUCAGACGAUCGGUGGUUGGGCUCGGGCGCGCGCCUGUCCGGCUGAGGUGGCCGCCGUUCGCUCCGGCCAAGGAAAGAGGUUGCGCUCAGGACGGGCGGCGGGGAGCCAUGGCGGAGGACUACGAGUACCCCCCGGCGCGGACGCUGCCGGAGACGCCGUCCUGGGCGGUGGCGCUCGUCUUCGCCGUCAUGAUCAUCGUGUCCGUCCUCCUGGAGCACGCGCUCCACAAGCUCGGCCAUUGGUUCCACAAGCGGCACAAGAACGCGCUGGCGGAGGCGCUGGAGAAGAUCAAAGCGGAGCUGAUGCUGGUGGGGUUCAUCUCGCUGCUGCUCGCCGUGACGCAGGACCCAAUCUCCGGGAUAUGCAUCUCCGAGAAGGCCGCCAGCAUCAUGCGGCCCUGCAGCCUGCCCCCUGGUUCCGUCAAGAGCAAGUACAAAGACUACUACUGCGCCAAAAAGGGCAAGGUGUCGCUAAUGUCCACGGGCAGCUUGCACCAGCUCCACAUAUUCAUCUUCGUGCUCGCCGUCUUCCAUGUCACCUACAGCGUCAUCAUCAUGGCUCUAAGCCGUCUCAAAAUGAGGACAUGGAAGAAAUGGGAGACAGAGACCGCCUCCUUGGAAUACCAGUUCGCAAAUGAUCCUGCGCGGUUCCGCUUCACGCACCAGACGUCGUUCGUGAAGCGUCACCUGGGCCUCUCCAGCACCCCCGGCAUCAGAUGGGUGGUGGCCUUCUUCAGGCAGUUCUUCAGGUCGGUCACCAAGGUGGACUACCUCACCCUGAGGGCAGGCUUCAUCAACGCGCAUUUGUCGCAUAACAGCAAGUUCGACUUCCACAAGUACAUCAAGAGGUCCAUGGAGGACGACUUCAAAGUCGUCGUUGGCAUCAGCCUCCCGCUGUGGUGUGUGGCGAUCCUCACCCUCUUCCUUGAUAUUGAUGGGAUCGGCACGCUCACCUGGAUUUCUUUCAUCCCUCUCGUCAUCCUCUUGUGUGUUGGAACCAAGCUGGAGAUGAUCAUCAUGGAGAUGGCCCUGGAGAUUCAGGACCGGGCGAGCGUCAUCAAGGGGGCGCCCGUGGUUGAGCCCAGCAACAAGUUCUUCUGGUUCCACCGCCCCGACUGGGUCCUCUUCUUCAUACACCUGACGCUGUUCCAGAAUGCGUUUCAGAUGGCACAUUUCGUCUGGACAGUGGCCACGCCCGGCUUGAAGAAAUGUUUCCAUAUGCACAUCGGGCUGAGCAUCAUGAAGGUCGUGCUGGGGCUGGCUCUUCAGUUCCUCUGCAGCUAUAUCACCUUCCCCCUCUACGCGCUCGUCACACAGAUGGGAUCGAACAUGAAGAGGUCCAUCUUCGACGAGCAGACGGCCAAGGCGCUGACCAACUGGCGGAACACCGCCAAGGAGAAGAAGAAGGUCCGAGACACGGACAUGCUGAUGGCGCAGAUGAUCGGCGACGCAACGCCCAGCCGAGGCACGUCCCCGAUGCCUAGCCGGGGCUCAUCGCCAGUGCACCUGCUUCACAAGGGCAUGGGACGGUCCGACGAUCCCCAGAGCGCGCCGACCUCGCCAAGGACCAUGGAGGAGGCUAGGGACAUGUACCCGGUUGUGGUGGCGCAUCCCGUGCACAGACUAAAUCCUGCUGACAGGCGGAGGUCGGUCUCUUCGUCGGCACUCGAUGCCGACAUCCCCAGCGCAGAUUUUUCCUUCAGCCAGGGAUGAGACAAGUUUAUGUAUUGAUGUUAGUCCAAUGUAUAGCCAACAUAGGAUGUCAUGAUUCGUACAAUAAGAAAUACAAAUUUUUACCGA